CUCUCCAGACGAUGCCAGCUGGGGGUUGUGGCUGAGCUUGGGUUCCCGGGUGACAAGUCCAAGCUGGGGAAGUGUGAGUGCGCGCUCCCUUGACCGCUGGCAGGUUUGCGACUCGGGGUGACCUUCAAGUGGCCAGGGACGGAGGGCGGAGAGUUGUGAGCCUGGCGCUCUGUGACGAGGCGCUGCCGCCGCCACUCCGCCGGCGCCACCGCGGUCCUUCAGGAAAGGAGCAAGCGAACCGGAGGGCCGCCAGGUCCCCAGGCCGGGCCUGGUAGGAGGAGGUUCGGGCCGCGGCCGCGCGGGGCCGGGGCCGGGGCGGGGCGGGUCUGGCCCGCGCUUGGGGCGGGUUCCCGUGGCCGGCGUGUCGCGCGUGGGAGGCCCUCCCCAAGAGGCAUAAUGGCAGAAACUGCUUCUCCACUGAAGCACUUUGUGCUGGCUAAGAAGGCAAUUACAACAAUCUUUGGCCAGUUGCUGGAGUUUGUUACUGAAGUAUCGCAUUUUGUUGAAGCAACAUAUAAGAAUCCAGAACUUGACCGAAUAGCCACUGAGGAUGAUCUGCGGGAAAUACAGGGGUAUAAAAACAAGCUUUCUGUGAUUGGUGAGGUGCUAUCUAGAAGACACAUGAAAGUUGCAUUUUUUGGCAGGACAAGCAGUGGAAAGAGCUCUGUUAUCAAUGCGAUGUUGUGGGAUAAAGUUCUCCCUAGUGGGAUCGGCCAUACAACCAACUGCUUCCUGAGUGUUGCGGGAACUGAUGGAGAUAAAGCCUAUCUUAUGACAGAAGGAUCAGAUGAAAAAAAGAGUGUAAAGACAGUUAAUCAGCUGGCCCAUGCCCUCCACAUGGACAAAGACUUGAAAGCUGGGUGUCUUGUGCAUGUGUUCUGGCCAAAGGCAAAAUGUGCUCUCUUGAGAGAUGACCUGGUUCUGGUAGACAGUCCAGGCACAGACGUCACAACAGAGCUGGAUAGCUGGAUUGAUAAGUUUUGCCUCGAUGCUGAUGUCUUUGUUUUGGUUGCAAACUCUGAAUCAACACUAAUGAACACGGAGAAGCAUUUUUUCCACAAGGUGAAUGAACGGCUUUCCAAGCCUAAUAUUUUUAUUCUGAAUAAUCGAUGGGAUGCCUCUGCAUCAGAGCCAGAAUAUAUGGAAGAUGUACGUAGACAGCACAUGGAAAGAUGUAUGCAUUUUUUGGUGGAGGAGCUCAAAGUUGUGGAUCCUUUAGAAGCACGGAAUCGAAUCUUCUUUGUUUCAGCAAAGGAAGUUCUUAGCGCUAGAAAACACAAAAUACAGGGGAUGCCAGAAGGUGGUGGAGCACUUACUGAAGGCUUUCAGACAAGGUUGCAAGAAUUUCAGAAUUUUGAGCAAAUUUUUGAGGAGUGUAUCUCGCAGUCAGCAGUGAGAACAAAGUUUGAACAGCACACUGUCAGAGCUAAGCAGAUAGUAGACACUGUGAAAACCAUAGUGGAUUCAGUACACGUGGCAGCAGCAGAAACAAGGGUUUAUUCAAUGGAAGAGAGAGAGGAUCUAAUUGAUAGACUGGACUUUAUUAGAAAUCAAAUGAACCUUUUAACAUUGGAUGUUAAGAAAAAAAUCAAGGAGGUUACCGAGGAGGUGGCAAACAAGGUUUCAUGUGCAAUGACAGAUGAGAUUUGUCGGCUGUCUGUUUUAGUUGAUGAAUUUUGUUCUGAGUUUCAUCCUACUCCAAGUGUAUUGAAAGUAUAUAAAAGUGAGUUAAAUAAACACAUAGAAGAUGGUAUGGGGAGAAAUUUGGCUGAUCGUUGCACCAGUGAAGUCAACGCCUCAAUGCUUCAAUCCCAGCAAGAAAUUAUUGAAAAUUUGAAGCCAUUACUUCCAGCGGAUAUACAAAGUAAACUUCAUACCUUGAUCCCUUGCAAGAAAUUUGAUCUUAGUUAUGACCUAAAUUGCCAUAAAUUAUGUUCAGAUUUUCAAGAAGAUAUUGUAUUUCGUUUUUCCCUGGGCUGGUCUUCCCUCGUGCAUCGAUUCUUGGGCCCCACAAAUGCACAGAGGGUGCUACUUGGAUUAUCGGAGCCCAUUUUUCAGCUUCCUAGAUCUUUAGCCUCAACUCCCACUGCUCCUGCCCCUACUAAUCCAGCAACGCCAGAUAAUGCGUCACAGGAAGAACUCAUGAUUACCUUAAUAACAGGACUAGCUUCUCUCACAUCUCGGACUUCUGUGGGCAUCAUAGUUGUUGGAGGAGUGAUUUGCAGAACUAUAGGCUGGAAACUUGUAUCUGUUUCACUAAGCAUGUAUGGAGCAUUAUAUCUUUAUGAAAGGCUGACCUGGACCACCCGUGCCAAAGAGAGAGCUUUUAAGCAGCAGUUCGUGAACUAUGCAACGGAAAAACUGCAGAUGAUUGUUAGCUUUACAAGUGCAAACUGCAGCCACCAAGUACAACAGGAAAUGGCUACCACUUUUGCUCGCCUGUGUCAGCAAGUUGAUAUUACUCAAAGGCACCUGGAAGAAGAAAUUGGUAGAUUGUCCAAAGAAAUAGAUCAACUGGAGAAAAUACAAAACAAUUCAAAGUCUUUAAGAAAUAAAGCUGUUCAACUCGAAAAUGAGCUGGAGAAUUUUACUAAGCAGUUUCUGCAUUAAAGCAAUGAAGAAUCUUAACAAUGGAUUGCUUUGGUGACCAUGAGAAGAGGAAAUGGAACUUGGAAGAUGGGGACAAUUGUUAUUUUUAUGAAAUGACCUCAGUAUGAAUUUCACUAACUGUACUAAAUAGCAAAUCCCUGUUUAGAUUCUGGUAAUUAUCUCAGGGUGUUUGCAUUUCUGAAGAGUGUUAUGGUAUGUCCUUAGUUUUAAUUUGGGUUUAAAAAAAGAGAAAAUCAUUUGUGUUGCGUAAUGAGUUAGUUAAAAGCAAUAGAACCAACAAUUUGACCCCUGAGGGGUGGGUCCUUGAGCUCUUCAUUAGGGCUUUUUGAUUCUGAAAAACUCUGCUUCCUGGCAUCCAGGAGUUUGAAAAUAAUCCUUUCAUUUUUUCCUUAAAACUAGUUUUUGAUGUCUUCUUUAAUGGGAGUAGUCAGUUUGGGUUUUGUUUCAUAAGCUGCCUUGCUCUAACCAUCCAGGAGUGUGGGGUGUUCUUGAGUGGACUGUUGAUGAAACUUAGUCUCCGCCAUUGAGGCAGUAUGUAAGCCACUAAUAAAUACUCGUUUUUACCCCUGCUUUUAUUCUCUUUAAAACUGAUAUAAAACAUUAUGAAGGUUUGUUAAUGUGGUCACUUAUGAAAGUGUCUGAGUUUAGUUUCCCAGUCUUUCUUAGGGACAUCUUCAGCUUGGUGUAGUUUUAAGUCCAGUAAGGAAAGCUUUCCUAUGUGUUUGAAUAAAGUUUGAAGUGAAAAAAAUAGCUAAAGAAACAGGAGGUCUGAAUUUGGGUGAUAACAGUAAUCUUCAUUAGUAGGCACUUGCUUAAGAUUCUGCUGGAUUCUGUCCUAUUAGAGGCUUUUAUUUUUAUUUAUUUCCAUGAAUUUGCCAGGGCUUCAUUAAAAAUUGUUACUGUAUUUUUUACUUUAGUGAAGUGUUGAUGGUUUCAAGUGUUUGCUGCUUCUGUAGUAAAAACUGAAGUUUACAUAGAAAUACUAAAAAACGACAUCAUUGUAGGAUCUUAUAAAAAAUGAAGGAUCACCAGAUCAGCAUCACCUAGAUGCACAUUAAAAUGUACAACCCCAGGGGACAAAACACAUUUGGCCAGGUGUAGCACUUGACUCUUUCUUGGGACAGACAAAACUUCAGGCUUUUUUCUUUUAGUGCUUCCUUUUCUGUGCCUUUCAAGGCUCCUGGAUGCUAGUUGGUCUUUUCACACCAUGUGUGUGUAUCUUACUUUUCAAGAUAUUUGAAGGAGAAAAUUACAUUAUUAGGCAAUUAGGAGCUUUUAAGAAAUACUCAUAUUUUUAUGCAAAUCAAUUAUUUUAAGUUUAAAUACAAAUGACUUAGCUUUUAGCUUUUAUUGAUAUAAGCCAAAAUUAGGACAGGCCAUUGAUAAGGGCUAGAUGGUAACAAUAACAUGAAAAGUUAAGACUGGGUAUUGUGUCAAUGUGAGUUGUAAGUUAUGUCAAAGUACUUGAACUUUGGUUAUCACCUCAGUACAGUACAUACACCAGUUCUUGAAGUUUGAUCAGUGGAUCACCAUCAUCACUUUUGAACCUGCAGGAAAUGCAGAUUCUCAGGUCUCAACCCAGAUCUAAAGAAUCAGAAACUUUAGGUUUGAGGACUGGCAACAUGUUUUAACAAGCCCUGUAUGUGAUCCUGAUAGUCCACUACAGUUUGGGAACACUAGUAUAGUGUUUCUGGUAAGUUUUCUUAGUAUCGAUGUUAUUCCACCUGAUCAAGUUUGAAGGUAUAUAGAUGUUGGGAACAGAACACUAAAAUAAUGGGAACUAAGUCUGCUUCCCAGACAGAAGUGCACCUGUAGGUCCAUGACUUAUGCAGAAAUUAUGUAACUAUGACACUAAUGUACUCAAAGUUACUACACAUAUACUUGAUUAUUUACUAUGUAUGUCUGCAGGGUUAUUUAUAAAUUUUGUAUACUCAAACUUUUUACAAACAUUUUCUUAAGUGUGCAAGCUUGCAAGGUGAAAAUAAAACUUGUUUGCCAGAUA
Molecule: messenger RNA, 4612 nt
Organism: Cavia porcellus (domestic guinea pig)
Lineage: Eukaryota; Metazoa; Chordata; Mammalia; Rodentia; Caviidae
Gene: Mfn1
Product: mitofusin 1
Exons: 18
Coding region: 397-2610 (737 amino acids)
Biological process (GO): mitochondrial fusion; mitochondrion localization
Cellular component (GO): mitochondrial outer membrane
Molecular function (GO): GTPase activity; GTP binding
Source: RefSeq, a predicted model, not a curated record